AUGGUGGGCUCGUGGGAUGACUUUGAAGUUCGUUUUCCUCACUAUGACUCGGUGUUGAAGCUCAAAGAUAGUUCAGGGCGCGGAGUGGGGUACACCGGCAGUUGGAGCAAGUAUCGCGGAGGCGAAAUUGCAACGAUGAACGCAUUCGCCAUUCGAGGGAGUCCGCUUGAACUCUUUGAUCCUAUUGAGGAUUUCGAUUCUCGCAGCGACUUUGAUGGCGAGUGGACGGUGAAGUUUGAAUCGUCUGAUGACAAUGCGAUUGCGAAGUUUGUAAUUGAUGAAGAGCAUGCCGCUGGCACCUUCAUGACCACCACCGGCGACUACCGCUUCCUCGCGGGUCGCGUAGACGGCAACCUCAUGCGGCUCUCCACCUUCGACGGAGCGCACGCGUUCCUCUUCCACGCGCGCAUGCAAGACGACGGCACCAUCGAGGGCGACUUCUGGUCAGGAAACUGGUGGCACGAGACUUGGACCGCCGUGCGCGAUGACGACGCGGCGCUCCCCGAUGCGUUCGAGCAGACCACGAUCGCGGACGAGGACGCGCUCGAUGACAUGGUAUUCAAGGACCUCCAAGGCGAGCCGACGCGGGUGCUUGAUGUGCUCGACGAAUCGAAUGCUCCGGCGCGGAUCAUCGAGAUCUUCGGGACCUGGUGUCCCAACUGUUCUGAUGCGGGGCGCGAGCUGGUUUCGCUGCGUGAGCAGUAUGGGGAUGAUCUCGCAGUGGUCGGACUCGCGUUUGAGGUGACUGUGGAUUUCGAGCGUUCGGUCCAGCAGGUCCUGCAUCAUCACGAGCACAUCGGGACGGAUUGGCCGAUCCUCAUCGCGGGACUGAGCGACAAGGACAAGGCGUCGCAAGCACUCCCGGUGCUCGACAAGGUCCGCUCGUACCCCACGAUGAUCUUCCUCGAUCGCAACAACGAGGUACAUGGGGUGUACUCGGGAUUCAGUGGUCCCGCGACCGGGGAUGCGUACAUCAAACAACGCGAGCGGUUCGAGGCGUUGAUCGAAUCGAUGAUUGAUUGA
Molecule: messenger RNA, 1023 nt
Organism: Symbiodinium sp. CCMP2592
Lineage: Eukaryota; Dinophyceae; Suessiales; Symbiodiniaceae
Source: the annotation of a GenBank genome assembly